UGGAUACAUCUUAUGACUUGUAGUUAGCACAAAAUCUACUGGGACUACUAUCAUUUGUUAUUUACCUAAUACAGCAUACUGUGUAUACCAAAUAUCCUCAACUCCAUCUGAAAUGGAGACCCUGCGAUGUGACUGCUCUGUUUUAUUUCAGUUUUAUUUGAUGAUGUCUGAUGUUCCUAUUGAGUGUUCAGUUGAUACCUGACAAAUGUGUACCAGUGUUCUAAUGGAUGUCAAAUAUGACCCUUUGUGGAAUCUUCUGACCCCUCAUAGACUAAGUGACCAAUAUUUAACUUUUCUAACAAGGUUGUCAUUCCAAGGAAAAUAACAUGAAGCAAUCAGAAUGUCCACUGUUGUUAAGUCAGGUUGGUUGUGGGGGGGUUGCUAUUGAGCCUUACUGAAUUGUACCAUACAUUUAAACAUAUCUCAGAAUGUUUUCUGGUGUGAGUAAGAGAGUAUACAGCAUCUCCAUAGUGUUUGUGUGAGUGUCUGGAUAUCUCUGCACUAGUGUGUGUGUGUGUGUUGGCUGCAGUUAUGUGCAUAAUCAAAUAUCUGUGCAUCAGUGAAAAAACAUCCUGGUUCUGCUGGGUCUCUGUGUGGUUGACCAUACAAGCGCUCCCUUUCACUGGAUCUGGGAGAUGUGAUAAACCCUGAGCAGGUGUCAUGGAUGCUAAAGAAUAGAUUUAUAACAGGUCGUGUUUGUGCACUGCCCCCAGUGAUGUGACCAAAGAGUUUAGUUCACGUCGCUGUUCGCAGACUGAAAGUUUUCAGCGACUUCUCGCGAGCUUGUGUUGAGAUGGUCUCUACCUCCCGGAGACGGAGGUUAUUGAUGGGAUUUCUCUCUCCCCUGCAUCACCUGAGGACAGUCGGACAGUGAGCCGGAGGAGCGUCUGCAGGCUGGAUGGACAACAUGUCUCCACAGCAGCAGGAGGACAGCCUCGGCCGAGGCGGUGGACAGCAGGAAAACAAACGGCGGAUGAAAUCUCAGAGUUACCGGCGUCAGUCUGCCCCGUCUCUGGUCAUCACCAAGGCUCUCACCAGGUCCAAGACUCUCUCCAGAGAGAGCUUCCUGGUUCCUGUGUGUCCGGAGACCUGUCCAUUGGUCCAGUCCUUCCUCACAGGCUCUGACAGGUCGUUUCUUCUCCACGGACAUGCUCAGUUGAAGACAGGGAUGCAGACUCAGGACAGACACCUCUUCCUGUUCAAUGACAUCCUGGUUAUUGCCAAAGCCAAGUCAGCCAACCACUUUAAGCAGAAAGCCCGGAUAUGCGUUUGUGAGAUGUGGACGGCGGGCAUGGAUGAGGUGUGUGAGGGAAGCACGAACCCAGAGAGGAGCUUCGUCAUGGGCUGGCCCUGCAACUGUGUCGCUACAUUUAGCUCAGCAGAACAGAAGGAGAAAUGGCUCUCCCUCCUCAAAAGUCGGAUAAAAGAAGAGAAGGAGAGGGAGGAACCUAAAACCAUCCCUCUGAGAGUGUAUGGGAAGGGAAUCAAUACUUUUGCUGUUACCAAGACGCUCCCUGUCAGCAACCAAGAUUCCACCAAUGAGGUGAUCCGACUGGCUCUGCAGCAGUUUAGCAUCAUAGGAAAUGUGAAAGACUACCAGCUGUGGGUCAUCUCCAAGAGGGACAACGCCCCCUAUCCUCUAAUAGGUCAUGAGUUUCCCUUCAGUAUUCAGAUGAGCCAUGUGAGACACACAGCGUCUCAGGGAAGCGGCGCUGGAGGCAGGGACGCUGCUGCUGCUGCACCACCUGCAGACAGACAGAAGGCCAUGCAGGUGGAGCAGCUGCAGGUGUACAAGCAGUGCCAGUUCAUCAUGAAGCCCCGACCCGCUGAGCCGCUGCAGCAGCACGAAUCUGCAGAUUUGUCUCAGAAGCCGUUUAAAAGGAGGCGUUCCCUCAUCACCUGGGCCUUCUGGCGAGGCUCCUCCUCUCACCUGAAUGAGCUGUCCUUCGCCGGUGCGGCCCGCGGCUGCCUGUUCAGCCAGCCGCUCAGCUCCGUCUGCGUAGAGGACGCUCUGCCAAAGCCGGUCAUGGACAUGUUGGCGUUUCUGUACCACGAAGGGUCAUGGACACGGGGGAUCUUCCGCCGGCCGGCGGGAGCUCGAGCCGUCAGGGAGCUGCGGGACUCUCUGGAUGCCGGGGAGUUUCAACUUCCUCUAACGCGCGACCACGUCUUUGUCAUAGCCGGAGUCUUUAAGGAUUUCCUGCGCAGCAUCCCUGGCAGCCUGCUGUGUUGUGAACUGCAUGAAGAAUGGAUGGAUGUUCUUGAGGAAGAGGAGGAGGAGGACGAGCAGGUGCAGGACAUACAGAGGAUGAUCUGUCGCCUGCCCAAAGGAAACGCCCUGCUGCUACGCUACCUGCUGGCCAUGCUGCACGGUAUCCAGGGAAACGAACACGAGAACCAAAUGACCAGUUUCAACUUAUCAGUGUGCAUUGCUCCCAGCAUGCUUUGGCCGCCCGGAGCGCCUCGUAGCCCUGAGGUGGAGGGAGAAGGAACUAAGAAGGUUUGUGAGCUGGUGAAGUUUAUGAUCGAACACUGUCAGCAGAUUCUAGGGGAGGAUCCAUCCUCUCUGUUUGGAGGGCCGCCAACAAGACUCAACACUGACGAGACGGGAUCAGACUCGUGGAUGUACCCUCUGACCGACUCUUCCUACGACAGUCUGGAGAACGAGUUGGACAACAGCAGUGGUGGAUCACCAAGCCUCUGCAGCAGAAAGCAACUACAGUCCAAACCACUGCAGGGCAGCCUGGACUCCAUCCUCACAUUUAGCGACUACGACCAAGACACAGACCCUGAUGUACACCACACCCAGACUGACGGGCUGCAUGGUCUGAGGUCACGGCCACUUGUGAGAACCAGAGGCAGGAGACAGAACCCAGACUUCACCAGGCCCAGCCAGGACACACCAACUGUGGACACCUCCUCCACCCUGGACUCCCUGUCCUUGGAGGGUCGACACAGACCGAGGCGGCGCUCGGAGCCGGCUAUAGCGUAUGUGACCAAGUUUCAGCCAUGUGUUUCAGGGGGCGCUGAUGGUGAGGAUGGUGAGGAAGAGCUUUCCAGGAAGCCUGGCAGCCACACACUCCUUCACACACACUCCAGAGGUCAGGUCAAGAGAGGUGGAGGCGAGUCUGGGUUAAACCUGCGUGGUGAGAGGUCAGCAGCUCUGGAAGCCAGCUCCUCCAGCCUUUCCUCUACCCCCACCUCCCCUGCACCAACAUGCUCCUCCCUGGACUCCCUGGACUCCCCCAGCAGUGACCACACCAGGGCGAUCAGGCGGGGGCUUCACCCAACCAAGACACACCUGCCGUCUGGAUCACUUUCCACCUCUGUCCCAUCUACACCCUUCACCAUCACCUCUGCUCUGACUUCCAGUGGAUCUUCAGAGCUGGGGACUAGUCCAAAAGACUCCCCACCAAAAGAACCACUCAACUGGGGGACUUUAAAAGCCUGCAGGGGCCUCCACCCAAACUCAUGGCUGAGGAAAGACCGGAGACUGUCACUAACCCAACAAGACAACUUGGACAAAGAAGAAGAGGACAAGACUGGGGGAGGACCCACUGAAAAGCUGCUCACACUUGGGAAAGCUGGAGGAGGAGGAAAACUCAUCUCCAGCAGCCAACAAAAGCCCAAAGUGUCCAGAGCCACUAAAGAUUCAGGAGGAGGGGGCCACGCGAAGGGAAGGCCUGGCCACGAGCCCCAAAAGCCCCAGCGUCUUAAACAGGACUCAUCCAGCCCCCCCUCUCACCACCGCUCUACAGGGAGCCUCCAGCUGCCCAAAUCCUCCUGGGUUCAUUCCCCAGACUCCCCGCCAAAGGCCAGCCCGCCCAGCGACAGCCACGCCAGUCCUACAGCUGACGUCACCAACCAGAGGCGAGCAGCAGAGAGCGAGGCGAACGAGCUGAAGCAGCCGUCACCGUCUCUGUUUUACAAGCAGAGUGCACCAGCUCUGUCCCUGUUCAAACGACACAAGUCUCACUCUGUAGAGGAGGAGCGUAACACCAGGCUCUAUCAGCGCCGGGGGUCAGAGCCUGGACGGCAGCUCGUGGACCGAGCGUCCACCCUCACCCGGGCGAGGCUGCCCAGCGACCCGGGACUGAAGGUGUCCGAGGUGGAUUCAAAGGGAGAGACAGCGGAGGCCCGUUUCUGCCUCUCCCCCUACGCCACCAAAGCAGUGAGGGACUACUUCUCCUCACACCCACGCAGUAACCCCCAGAGCAGCCAGCAGGUGGCGCUCGCUCUGGUGGAGAGUCACAGGGAGUGGCUGAAGAGAUGCAGCGAUCCCUCAGCUGAGCCAGAUUUUGACCAACUUCUGUUUGCAGAGGAAUCCUACGUCUGAUCUGUACUGUAACCUGGAGCGACAUUAGAUCAGGUAAAAGCACAACACAAGUCACUCAACUGCCAUGUCAUAAUGACAAAAUGGACGCUAGAAAUACAAAUACAAUACAUCUCUGCUGUUUCAAACUAAAGAAUUUAAAUAUUGCAGCUUUGAAAAUGUUGAUGUUUCAUUACAAUCCAGAGUUAACAGGUACACAAACCCUGAGAGGCAAAUGAGAAAAAAAAUUCUGUUGAUUAAGUCUGAUCUAAAGUAUUUUUCCUCCUGUGUUUAAGGGUUAGGGUUAGGUUACUUAAAACUUAAGUGUUAAGUUAAUUUUGAAUGUCUCCAAGCACACUUUACACAAGCUGCAUAUAAUCUUACAUAACUUGCUAACACACAAAAUUUUACAAAAUCAUAUAUUACAAAAAAUCCUGGCAAAAACUUUUUCCACCUGUUCUUACAUCAUAAACAGAAGAAGCAACUAUUUAUUUCAGACUUACAAAUGGAUCACCAGAACUUUUUCCCACUUGCCCUCAGGGCUUCCAUAGUACACAGCAAUUAUACUCACUACCUUAAAAUAACUUUGGAUUGUGUCUUGAUAUUUGAAGUAGCACCUGAGUCUAUAACUAGUUUCACACAAGACUUGGUAAGUUUUUAAAAAUACAUUUCAAACAAACAAAUGAAGCUUAUUCCAUUGAAGGAAUGUGAUUUUUGCUUGAAUGUCCUCAAGGCUGGAUUUACACCUGCAGAAAGAAUCUGUGUAAAGAUGUUUAUCACAGUCUAAACAGAUGGAUUGAUUUGAUAUCAAACACGUUUUGUUUAAGGAACGUCACUUGUGUGUUUUUUUUAAUUAUAUCAGGCCAAAGUUUAAACCUGCCAAUUGAAAAACUACCUGCUGUUGCCUUCUUUAAUCACAAAGAAAGUAGCUGAAUUGGCCAUUAGCUAACUUAAGCAAAAAACAGGAUUUUUCCCAAGGUUUAACAAACACUAUCUCCUAUGAAGCAUGUUCAUACACAAUUCGUUUACAUAUUCUGUGGGACACAAAUUGGGAUGGUUAAGGCUUGUGCUCAGCGCUAACACUGAUUAUUAUGACUUUUACCAAAUAUGGUCAUCAUACAGCUUGUGAACAUUGGCAGUAACUUAAAAUGUUAUUGCAUAUGAACAUAACUAAUAGGAGGCAUUGUUGGGUAUAAUUAGAAUUUUUUCAGUCACUGUUAGUGUAAAUGCAGCCUGGGUACACACUGUGACCGUGCAUAGAACUGCUCUUUGCUUUCACUUUUUCAAAGUCAGUGCAUAUUUUGAGCGGCAUAACUAAAGCACAGCUUAUAUAAUAAGAAUCAGCAACACGUUCCGAAUUUACACAAGUUGACUUUUGUAGAUUAAGUUUGUGAGAUUAUUCACUAUUUACAAUUUUCAUAGACAUUCUUUAAAACUGCUUUUUGUGACGUCUGUGCUGCUUUUUGCCAACUGUAGUGUUAACUGAGGUCAACAGUUCAACAUUAUUAAUCUGACUUAUCUAGAUGCCACUGAUGAAGUUUGCUGCUGCGGUGAGUCUUUGCUCUUUAAACAUGUGGUCAUAAAUGCACAAUAUUUUUUAGGUAGGAUCUUUGUUUCCUAUCUGUUGCCAACAAUGUGGUUUUCACAAAGCCUGUAUUGAUUAGAACUGAUCACAUGCAUCUUGUCCCACUGUUUCUAUGAUGUAAAUAUGAUGGGUACAUCCAUGUUUUACAAGCUUUACAUUUUAUGCAGCUCAAAACUUUGUUUAAAUAGGCCAUGAGAUUGUUGCUUUCUUAUAUUGUCAAAGCCUCUUUACCAUGUACAUCUAUUCUUACACUGUACGUUAAUAAGCCCAAAACUCUGCUUUUGCAAAUAAAAAGAGCUACAAGCAAAAACCGGA
Lates calcarifer (barramundi perch) is the source of this 6212-nucleotide messenger RNA. Its product is annotated as rho GTPase-activating protein 20. The record is from RefSeq and is a predicted model, not a curated record. NCBI's taxonomy places the organism in Eukaryota, Metazoa, Chordata, Actinopteri, Centropomidae. Gene Ontology annotation, biological process: regulation of Rho protein signal transduction; signal transduction. Gene Ontology annotation, molecular function: GTPase activator activity.